UGCCAUUACUUCCCCGCCAACUUGUCCUCCCCCGCCAAGCUGUUCACAUCGCCAGCAGUUGCAUUACUUGACGCGUCCAGCAACUAGAUACCCCUCGACUAGAUAUCCCUCGACUAGCAACCUCUCGCUGUGCCUGCCACGCCUGCCGCGCGAUCUGCCCGCAUUUUCCGAUGACUUUAUGACAGCUUCCUUACCUCCUUCACCUAUCCUCGAGCUGGGUCGCCUAGUCCUUCCAAAUGGAGAGGAAGAGGAAGCUCCCAGCACGCGCUGCUGCUCGCGUCGAUCAGCUUUCUAAGAGGAGGACUCUGACACCCCCAGAGCGUCGCUCUAUUACUCCGGCAUCAGCCCAAGAACCUGAGGCUACACCAGUCCCAGAACCCAAGCCGCCCUUGCCCAGGUCAAUACAGGCCGGGAAACCUCUGCCUACUGUCGAGGAUGCGCAGCCGAACGAUUUGCCGGACAAGGAAUAUCAAUCCAUUAUAGAGAGCGGUGUCCUAUCCGAGUCCCUCUCGCGGUCGCGAAGCAGAUGGAUCAGCGAAGGCAUCUUCGAGAAAUUCUGGUCCAAACCGUCAAAACGCAAGGGUGUCGUCGAGGACCCCAAUAAUCCCGCCAAAGAGAGCAUGACCAAGGUUGGCCAGGUCGUUAUAACCGUCGAGCCUCACGUCUUCGAAGCUACCAUGUAUGUCGUCAAAGACCCAAAGCCUCCUCAACCGCCUCCGCCUCCGCCCCCGGGCCCUACCGUCCGGCCCAUUAUCCAAUACGGCCCCCCGAAUGGAAUCAUGCCUCCACCUCCCACGCCCUCGAUAGCAGCAUCGUCUCCUCCUCAGACACCCCUUCAGCCUCCGGUACAAACACCAAAGUUAGCCGCGGCUGAACUAGCAACACAAUCUCAGCCACAGCCAGCAGCGACUACACGAGACGCGUCGAGGCCGCCUCCAUCGACAAUCCCCGCCGCUCCAAACCCAACGGCCUCGCCUCGAGGCACGGAGUCGGUGCUGCCACCGGGCUCAGCCGCGCCGAGCUCAGCUACACCCCAGGCCCUCCAUCGGCCCAUCGCUGCCGCGACACCCAUCCCGGGUCAGCCCACCCAGCCAUCACCGUCGCCCAUCCCGUCAGCCGCUACUCCGACACCGUCGACGACCGUGGGAGCCCCCGGAAGACCGCCAGGAACUCCACUAGGGGGGACCCCGGCAACACGGCCUGGCGUUAAUGGAGCCCAGGUCACAGGAACUGCGGGCAAGCCUGCCCCAGGCACUGAUCCCAUAAUCCUCACGCUGGCAGAGAAGGCGGGCGAGGACCCACAGUUACGCGACCUGAUGAAGAGAGUGGCACAGGGCGAUGCGGCCAAGCAUGAACUCGAGAGGUUCCAGGCAAUCAUCGACGAGAUCACAGCGGAGAGCAAGAGGAAGGGGACUCCACAAGGUCCCUCGGCAGACAGGCUGCUGGUCGAUGGGAAGACAGUGCGGUAUUUCGCCGAUGAGGUCAGGACAAUACUAGACAUCGUGUUGGCCUCGAACCCCAAGCAGACCUCGACAGAUCUGCGGCCGCCACCGGGGAGCGAUCCCUUGGUUGUCCUUCUUGUCAAGACAGCGCUCGACGAGCCCAGGACGAGGGACACGGUGCGUAGAAUAGCAGAGAACCGACCUCAAUUCUCCGACGCUACGGAUCUUAAGGCCGUCCUUGACCGGUUGAAACAUAAGGUGGCGAGGGAACUCGAGCGCAACAAGACUCAGUCACCCGCCCCCUCGAGCGCCCCUUCGGCGACACCAAAGCUCAAUAAUAGCACGGUGGACGGCCUCGGCACAGCAACUCCCACCCCGACAUCACAAGCGGUUCAACAGCCCCCGCAACAGGCACUUCGCUCAAAGGGACCUCCCCCGCCUCCCCCGAAGCCUGACAUAUCCGCCGUGGUAUUCGAGUUCUCGGGGGGCACAGGCGAUCGGUACCUGUUCCCCAAGUUCAGCAUCUUGGAAUACGUCGCUGUCCCGGCGGGCCAGCAAGUGAUUGCGUCCUUCCUGAUUGUCCGCAAGGGAAGCGCAUCCGAAUACCCCGUCGCGGACCCGGCGCUGGACUACUACCAGCCCGUCACGAUCCGGCUCUUCACGCCCACGGGACGGCACCUGGAGCACCUCGCGAGGGUGGUGGGCCCGCAGGAGGAGGUCCGCCGAUACAUGGACGACAUCAUGGACAGGAUGACGAGGGCAGAGUACGUCCUGCUCGCCAUGAGGCUGCCCCGCGCGGAACCCGCCACCAAGGAGGACGGCGCCGCGACCCCCGCCGCCGCCGGACUGUCGUUGGACGAUAAGGGGCCUGGCGCGCGGACCGGUCGGGCGCCGUCGAGGCCGAGCGAGGUCGAGGUAGAGGUCGUCGGCGCGCCGCCGCCGCAGCCGAGCGUGUUGUGGGCGAUGAAGCCGCUCAGACCGGAUAACAAGGAGUUGAUGCCGAGGACGAAGCUUGGCGGCAAGGUCCUGGAUGAGGAUGAGCAGUACCAGAAGUUCAUCGCCGACGUCAGCAGGAAAGAGCCGGAGGAGGCAUGAGAAAAAUAUCGAAAUAGUGCGGUCCCCUCGAUAGGGGAGGGAGGCUGGGACUUGAAAGUUGGCUUGGGAUCGAUUUGUUAGGAGUUCAUUGGGGCAGGAAAGUUCAGGCGCUGAUGUGUUCGCAAUGAAUUGAGGUACGGAAGUAUAGCUCGGGGAAUAACGGUAUCGCUUCGUGCUACCAUGGAUGUUCAGUCUGGGUCUAGUCUGGGUGUUUUCAACAGCGGUAGGGA
This is a messenger RNA of Phialemonium atrogriseum, 2767 nucleotides long. RefSeq lists its product as uncharacterized. The coding region runs from base 237 to 2537 and encodes 766 amino acids. The transcript is spliced from 2 exons. Gene Ontology annotation, biological process: chromatin remodeling. NCBI's taxonomy places the organism in Eukaryota, Fungi, Ascomycota, Sordariomycetes, Cephalothecales, Cephalothecaceae. The record is from RefSeq and is a predicted model, not a curated record. Gene Ontology annotation, cellular component: Swr1 complex. Gene Ontology annotation, molecular function: ATP-dependent H2AZ histone chaperone activity.